GUCUGCGUUGCUGAAUUACAGUCUAGGGGGCGGGGCCUGCGUGGAGCGGUCAGCGCUUCUCAUGCACUUGGUCACAUGCUGAGCUCGGCGCGCGCCCGCACACACACACACACACACGCUAUUGUGUAUAAGUACACAAAUUAUUCCUAUAGCCGUGUAUUUUUUUUUAAUAAUAAAUCCUCUCUGUACACCCACACACACACACCCCGGAGCGGACAUGGCGGAAGAAGAGCAGAGUGUUGAAUUUCUGCUUGUUUGUCUGAAUAAAGCAACAGAUCCUGAGAACCCGUCAGAGAGAUGGGACUGCAUGCAGGAGUUCUACCAGCAUGUUAACACACUCCCCAACGGGCCCCAGAUUGCGACGCGACUCCUGGCCCAUAAGAUCCAGUCUCCUCAGGAGAAAGAAGCUCUUCAGGCUCUCACUUUGUUGGAGGUGUGUAUGAAUAAUUGUGGGAAACGUUUCCACAGUGAAGCAGCGAAGUUUAGAUUCCUGAAUGAACUCAUUAAAGUUCUCUCUCCAAAGUAUCUGGGUGUGUGGAGCACAGAACAGGUGAAGCAGAAGGUGAUGGAGGUUUUGUACAGCUGGACUCGGUGGUUAAAGGAUGAGCCGAAGGUGCAGGAAGCGUACAGCAUGCUGAAGAAACAAGGAAUAGUGAAAAAAGACCCAAACCUUCCUGACACCAUCGCACUGCCUCCACCUUCUCCACGACAGGAAGUGUCUGUGUUUGAUAAUGAAGAUAAAUCAAAGCUGUUGUCUCGGUUAUUGAAGAGCGGCCGUCCAGAAGACCUGCAGAUGGCAAACACUCUGAUAAAGAGCACGCUACAAGAGGAGCAGGAGAAGAUGGAAAAAGAGAGCAGGCGUGUUAGUACCCUUCAGGAAGUGGAGACGUGCACAUCGCAACUUAAACUACUCCUGAACCAACAACAUACACAACACACUCCAGAGAUGCAGGAUCUGUAUGAGCGCUGUGAUAGGCUGAGGUCAAGCCUUUUCCGAUUGGCCAGUGACACUGUCGACAACGAUGAGGCUUUAGCUGAGAUCCUACGCAGGAAUGAUGAACUCACACAUGUUAUGAAUCUGUACAGAGAGAAAACACAGAAACCACAAACAGAGACGGACACGACACUGGUGAGUCCUGUGAAGUCCUAUCACCUGAUUGAUUUCUCGCUGCUGGGAGAUAGCGCCCCUUGUGGCCAAGUGGAGCAGAGCACAACUCAACUGCAGGAUGAAGAGCAGCAGAAAAUACCCGGGGCAGAUUCAGGCAGAAACACCCUCGGUGUGAAAUCCUACCUCGAUGAACUGUUACAGUUGGAGGACACGGUGAAGGUUACGAGAGAGACAGGACAAAUGGAGAUGGCGUACAGAAAUGAAGACUACAAUACCCAUAAUGCAUCAGUAUUAGCAGCAAUUGAACCAGAGCUUCAGUCCAGAUCAGCUUCCAGAGACAAUCAGCCAGUCGCUCCAGGUGGUCUUCCUGAACCCCGCCCUGUUUCAUCCCUCUCUGACAUCACUGUCUCUCUGGACUCUAUUACGCCCAGUCGCAUUAAGCCGAUAACAGUGUUUAAUCAUCGUGGUGUCCAUGUCUCUCUGCACUUCACUAAAGAAGCUCUUCCGUCUCACCCUGAUGUUGCCGUCAUCAUCGUGUCUGUGGUUAACACUUCGCCACUUCCUGUUUCUGACUUCCUCUUCCUGGCUGCUGUUCCCAAAAGUAUGUGUGUGAGGCUGCAGGCAGCUACAGGAAGCACAUUACCGCCGUACAGCCCUCUGCUGCCCCCUGCUGCCCUCUCUCAGAUACUGCUGCUCUCCAACCCACUCAGGAAGCCGGUGCGUCUGCGUUUCAGAGUGACUCUGAGUCUCGGACAGGAGCGUCUGCAGCAGGAUGGAGACAUCGACCAGUUCCCUCAGUGGAAUUCUUGGAUUCACCUUUGACCUUUAAUACUUUGUCACAUGAACACAGCAACCUGGACUAUGUGUGCGUGUGUGGGUGUGUGUGUGUGUGUGUGUGUGUAUGUUCGUGCAUGCAUGUGUGUGUUCAGACAAUAAUAAUUAUCAGUGCACGAACAAACAUUGUGUUUAAACAUAUUGAGUACUCAACACACUGCUGGAACAAAUCCCAAUAUGUGUGAUAUUGCCAAGUAUAUGUGUGUGUGUGUGUGUGUGUGUGUGUGAGUGAGAGAGAGAGAGAGAGAGAGAGAGAGAGAAAGUUAUGACACACCAGCACACAUUAUUUAUUCGGAACUUUGAUAGUUGUGUAUCACUGUUGAACAUCAUUGUGGUUGCUCUGUGUGUGUGUGUUUGUGUGUUUGUGUGUGUGUGUGUGUGUGUGUGUGUGUGUGGGUGUGUGCUCUGAAAUAAAGAAGAUAGAAACUUGAUAAAGUUUUGAAAUCAUCUGAACACGCUGAUCAGACACUCGCCGCCACUCUGAGAAUUCCAUCAUCCUUAUUUUGCUCUCGGACGUGGGCGUCGUCAAGGCUGUCCUUUAUCCCCUCUGCUUUUUGCUGUCGCUAUCGAGCCGCUGUCUAUUGCACUAAAAUCUUCUCCCUUGUUUAAAGGAAUAGUCCAAUAUGGUGUAGAAUACAAACUGUCACUAUAUGCUGAUGAUUUGUUAUUGUAUGUAACCGAUCCUGUUGCCUCUAUGCCAGCUGUCUUGGGUGUUCUGGAGACCUUCGGUGUUGUCUCUGGUUAUAAAUUAAAUUUCGACAAAAGCGACUGUUUUCCCGUCAAUACUGCAACAUUUUCUCUCCAACAGUCAGAUCUACCGUUUCGAUUUAGUCAGUCAGGGUUUAAAUACCUAGCUAUCAACGUGACCCGUUCUUUAUCUAAUCUUUCAUCAGCU
This is a messenger RNA of Ictalurus furcatus (blue catfish), 2837 nucleotides long. Its product is annotated as ADP-ribosylation factor-binding protein GGA3. Gene Ontology annotation, biological process: intracellular protein transport; vesicle-mediated transport. Gene Ontology annotation, molecular function: phosphatidylinositol binding; small GTPase binding; ubiquitin binding. The transcript has 17 exons. The record is from RefSeq and is a predicted model, not a curated record. Gene Ontology annotation, cellular component: trans-Golgi network. Bases 218 to 1930 code for a protein of 570 amino acids. NCBI's taxonomy places the organism in Eukaryota, Metazoa, Chordata, Actinopteri, Siluriformes, Ictaluridae.